Molecule: messenger RNA, 3983 nt
Organism: Miniopterus natalensis
Lineage: Eukaryota; Metazoa; Chordata; Mammalia; Chiroptera; Miniopteridae
Gene: WDTC1
Product: WD and tetratricopeptide repeats 1
Biological process (GO): negative regulation of fatty acid biosynthetic process
Cellular component (GO): Cul4-RING E3 ubiquitin ligase complex; cytoplasm
Molecular function (GO): protein binding
Source: RefSeq, a predicted model, not a curated record
CUGGGUCCCCAGACAGCUGGAGGAGAUAAACAGAGCAGGAGGAGGGAGGGGAGUGCGUGUGUGAGAGCGCGCGAGGGAGUGUGAGUGUGUGUGAGCGCGGGUGUGAGACGGUGCGCAGGGGCGGGCGGAGGCGCUGUCCGGCCCCGGCCAGGCGCCGGGCGGAGAGCAUGGGAAGGGGCUAGAGCUGCCUGGGCCCCCGAGCCCUCUCCCCGGGAUCCGCGCUCCCCCUCCCGGGAGAGGGGCCGGGCCCCCCGACGGACAUGGGCUCCUGAAGUUGCACCGCCGCCGGUCCUGGGAAGAGGCCUGACAGGUAAUUAAAUGUGUGUCGUGUGGACCUGGGCUUUGCUGGAAUGCGCAAGGGUUCUGAAGAUCUUUAUAUAGCUUCCUUCUGUUGAAUCCAUUAAGAGAAGAUGGCAAAAGUCAACAUAACUAGAGACCUCAUUCAUAGGCAGAUCAAGGAGCGGGGUGCCCUGAGUUUUGAGAGGCACUACCAUGUCACUGACCCCUUUAUCAGACGGCUGGGCCUGGAAGCAGAGCUGCAGGGUCACUCAGGAUGCGUCAACUGUCUGGAGUGGAAUGAGAAAGGAGACUUGCUGGCCUCUGGUUCCGAUGACCAGCACACGAUUGUGUGGGACCCGCUGCACCACAAAAAGCUGCUCUCCAUGCACACGGGACACACUGCAAAUAUCUUCUCUGUCAAGUUCCUGCCUCAUGCUGGGGACCGCAUCUUGAUUACGGGGGCAGCUGACUCCAAGGUGCAUGUCCAUGACCUGACAGUAAAGGAGACGAUCCACAUGUUUGGAGACCACACGAACAGGGUGAAACGCAUUGCCACAGCACCCAUGUGGCCCAACACAUUCUGGAGUGCCGCUGAGGAUGGGCUUAUCCGACAGUAUGACCUUCGGGAAAACAGCAAACACUCGGAAGUGCUGAUUGACCUGACAGAGUACUGUGGCCAGCUGGUGGAGGCCAAGUGCCUCACUGUCAACCCCCAGGACAACAACUGUCUGGCAGUAGGGGCCAGUGGGCCCUUCGUGAGACUCUACGACAUUCGCAUGAUCCAUAACCACAGAAAGAGCAUGAAGCAGAGCCCUUCAGCAGGUGUGCACACCUUCUGUGACCGGCAGAAGCCCCUUCCGGAUGGUGCAGCCCAGUAUUACGUAGCAGGUCAUCUGCCAGUGAAGCUGCCUGACUACAACAACCGUCUGAGAGUGCUGGUUGCCACCUAUGUGACCUUCAGCCCCAAUGGCACAGAGCUGCUGGUGAACAUGGGAGGGGAGCAGGUCUAUUUAUUUGACCUGACUUACAAGCAGCGGCCGUACACGUUCCUGUUGCCUAGAAAAUGCCACUCCUCAGGGGAAGUUCAAAAUGGCAAGAUGUCCACCAAUGGUGUGUCCAACGGUGUGUCCAAUGGCCUGCACCUUCACAGCAACGGCUUCCGGCUGCCGGAGAGUAGGGGACAUGUCAGCCCCCAGGUAGAGCUGCCCCCAUACCUGGAGCGUGUGAAACAGCAAGCCAAUGAAGCUUUUGCCUGCCAGCAGUGGACCCAGGCCAUUCAGCUUUACAGCAAGGCCGUGCAGAGGGCCCCUCACAAUGCCAUGCUGUAUGGGAACCGAGCUGCUGCCUACAUGAAGCGCAAGUGGGAUGGUGACCACUACGAUGCCCUGAGGGACUGCCUCAAGGCCAUCUCCCUAAAUCCAUGCCAUCUGAAGGCACAUUUCCGCCUGGCCCGCUGCCUCUUUGAGCUCAAGUACGUGGCUGAGGCCCUGGAGUGCCUGGACGACUUCAAAGGGAAGUUCCCGGAGCAGGCCCACAGCAGCGCCUGUGAUGCAUUGGGCCGUGACAUCACUGCCGCCCUCUUCUCCAAAAAUGAUAGUGAGGAGAAGAAGGGAGCUGGUGGUGGUGGUGGCGGCCCAGUCCGCCUCCGCAGCACGAGCCGCAAGGAUUCCAUCUCAGAAGAUGAGAUGGUGCUGCGGGAACGAAGCUACGACUAUCAGUUCCGCUACUGUGGCCACUGCAACACCACCACGGAUAUCAAGGAGGCCAAUUUCUUUGGCAGCAAUGCUCAGUACAUCGUCAGUGGCUCUGACGAUGGCUCCUUCUUCAUCUGGGAAAAGGAGACCACCAACCUAGUCCGCGUACUCCAGGGGGAUGAGUCCAUCGUCAACUGCCUGCAGCCGCACCCCAGCUACUGCUUCCUGGCCACCAGCGGCAUCGACCCUGUUGUACGGCUGUGGAAUCCUCGGCCAGAGAGUGAAGACCUCACAGGCAGAGUUGUAGAAGACAUGGAGGGUGCUUCCCAGGCCAACCAGCGGCGCAUGAAUGCAGACCCGUUGGAAGUGAUGCUGCUCAACAUGGGCUAUCGGAUCACAGGCCUGAGCAGCGGGGGUGCUGGGGCCUCUGAUGAUGAGGACAGCUCCGAGGGCCAGGUGCAGUGCCGGCCCAGCUAGACCCUCCUAGCCCUGGUCCCCAGCCCCUGCUACUGGCUGGACCCUCUGCCCUGGCAGGAGGUCAGGGGGUUCUGUUUUGGUUUGUCUUCCCCCUACCCCAUUUUUUCUUUUCCCCUGUUUUCUUUGUUAGUUUGGCAUUGGGGAUGGGGGUUGCUACAUUUUGCUGGCUUUCAGACUUUUGGGCAGAUUGCCCUUGACUGACCCCAGCCCUGAGCAAAAGAGCAGGAGGGAAAGCCCCUCCCUAUGCCCCCCACCUCCCCCUCUCAGGUCCCUGGAGGGCUCUGGCCUGCCUCAGGUGUGGAGGCAAGGCUGAAGCUGUCUUCAAGGACUGCCCUACCCUUUGGUUGGCAACAGGAAGGGGAUUGGAAUUCCCAGUCCAUAAGGGCUAGCCUUGACCUGUUGCCACUCUUGCUCCCUGACUGGCAAGGCUAGCUUCCCCGUGGUCUUCAGGGAAGGUUCUGAAAAAACAAUGGGGAGCCCUGGAGUGGGUAAGGCCAGGCCACUGUGCCUGCUCUUACUGGCCACCUCUGGGGGCUCAGCCUUUCCUGAGGACCCUGGCAAGGGUGGGGCACCACACCGUACCCUGCCCACCCAUGCCAGCCCUUCCACACUACGGCCACUCUCCUUUCUCAGGCGCUCCUGGCCUCACUGUGACCUUUCUGCCAGAGCUCCCAGCCAGGCCUACUUUUGCUAAGGUGGGGCUCCCUGCUAAGGGCCCUUCUCGCCCUUUCUGCCCUCCCUUCCACCCCACAUGCAGAGCCGCCACAAAGACCAAAGAAGUGAUGGCUUUUCUCUGUCCCCUGCUGCUCUGGGGGGAGGAGGGUGACUCUCCUGAGCCACUCAGAUGGGAAAGUCCCUAACUCAGUCCCCUCCCUCCUCAGCAGCCCCAAGCUUUACACUGGAUGCAGCGGUCACCCCACCUCUCACCAAGCCCCCCUCUCUCUGCCCCCUUGGCUCUCAGCUCAGGAGCCGCUCCUGGUAGUUGGUUUAUCCUUCCUCCCCUCUCCCUCCUCCUUCCCCUCAGUGCUUACUUGGCUCCAGCCCUCCAGCUGCAGCCUCUGGGGAGAAGCAGCCUCCCUUCUUUUUCUCCCUCCCUUCCUCCCUCCCUCUCCUUCCACCCCUGUCUCUGCCAGGUGCCUCCUCUCAGUCAGGCUUCAGAGCAGCCCUGGAGACAGGAAGGCCAUGUUAAAAGCUUUUUCACAAUUUUAAGAAGACGGGGGUGAGGAUAGUGGUGGGGGGUCUGGCACUAUCUCCUCAUUGCUUUAAUCCCAGCAACACAGGUGGCAGCUUCUCUCCCUCCCUCCCACCCCAAUCCCUCUUCCCACCCCUCUCUUCUAGCUUGGUAAUGAAGUAUAUUUAUUGGCGAAGGAAACAGCUGCUGCUGCUUCUCCUGCUGCUGGGACUUGCUCCCCUGACACUUCUUCAUGACCUUUCUCCAGCCAGGGAGGGGAGAGCUUGGAGUAAUGGGGCUGGGCCCUGGGGCCCACGGACCAGCAGGGGCCCCUUUGCUUUCCUGUGUUGGAGCUGCCCACC